AUGAACUGCAACCAAGGAAAGCCCACCGGGCAUCUCCUUGCUAGCAAGCCUUCCUCUGCUUUCUCGACGACAUCUUCCGCGGCGUCGGCGACAUCAGUGGGGACUUCGAGGAGCGGAGGGAGUCGACUGCUGUUUGGCGAGAUCGAUACCAGUAGUGACCGAUCCUCCGGCCUCUACGCAUCAGUCUGCAGCUUCGUGCUCUGCGACAGCAGCACUUUCCUCAAGUUCUGGCUCGAAGACAAAUGCCGCGACACCUUCCUCUCAUGCGUCCCGAAAGAAGACCUCGCGAGUCUGCGACUUGCAUGUCACGACUUCAGUGUACGAGCAGCGCCGGCGCUGUUCAACGACCUUGCGAUUACGUUUCGAGCGAGCACGUUCACCCGGCCGGCCAGACUGGCAGCACUGGACCGACUGGGCUUUUACGUCAAGACGUUACGGUUUAAUGUACCACAUUCGCCCGAGACUUUUCUUCCACCGCUUGUCGACCCGGAGACUGGAGCGGAGUUAAGCUUCACAUACACGCCGCAGAUUGAGGCGUCGACAGCGAAACGGCCGAAGUAUGGAGACAUUGGAACGACUGAGAUUCUGACCCGGCAGUGGCCUACCCUCUUCCACGCGGCGACCAAUGUGCCGGCCUUCAUCCGCGCCUUUUCCGCCUUUGUCAACUUGUCGCACUUGAAGGUCAGCUGCCCUGGCUACAAUCAGUCUCAACAGUAUCGCCGAAGCACGGUCGACUUCGCGCUCAUCUCCCUUCGCAUUGCCGUGGAGCAGAACAACCUCAACGCGCUGGAUACGUUGACCCUUUCGCCAAUCCAUCCCGGAGGCAUACUUCACCUCUCACCCAUCCUCGGCUACGGCGCAACACCUCGAUCAUCACGACGAUGGUCAAGAAUCAAGAACUUGACACUGCACGUCGUCAAACCACGCUCAUCGCCAGCAGCCGACGAGCCAGACCACUUCAAGCUUCUCCAAACCUACAUCCGUAAUUUUCAAUCUAAUCUCACAACCUUCAAAUUCCGAUGGAUCGGCUCGAAGGGCCUGAUACCCAUUCAUCGGCAGCGUCAACCUUUCGCACUGACAGAGGAGCAUCCUGCAUCGCGAACUGGCAGCGACCACGAACCGCCUGCAAAACGCAGAGCAUUGCCGCCACUGCACUUCCCAAAGCUCCAGCACGCAGAGUUCGAGAACUCGAAAGCUGCUGCGGACGACAUCGCCCACUUCUGCGCGGCGCACAAGCGCACCAUCGAGGAGCUCAACUUUGACGAUGUCGAGCUGACUUCAGGCACGUGGGACGAGGCUCUUGGGCCGGUGACGAAGCGACAACAUGCUUCGCGUCGGAGUGAGGACACCGCGGAUAUCCCGAUCAUGCUGUCACCAACUACUCGCUUGCCUGCUGUGAUGGAGCGGCUGGAGAUCACAUCGCACCAGGAGAGUGGGAAUGGGAGGAAGAGUCUGAGGAUGUCGCGAUGGUUGUCCAAAGGGAGGAAAGCGAAGGCACCACCUCCCACGCCGUCAAGUAGACCUCACGUACCGGCCACCAGGCCUCCUGUCCUAUCGAGCAGGAGGCCGAAAGACGGACUCCUGGGAUCGGAAGGGCAGCUGCGGCGAGCGUUGAGAGGAGGCAUGGCUGCGUGGCGCGGAGGGUGA
Molecule: messenger RNA, 1647 nt
Organism: Saxophila tyrrhenica
Lineage: Eukaryota; Fungi; Ascomycota; Dothideomycetes; Mycosphaerellales; Extremaceae
Exons: 2
Coding region: 1-1647 (548 amino acids)
Source: RefSeq, a predicted model, not a curated record